Scutellospora calospora is the source of this 240-nucleotide messenger RNA. The record is from the annotation of a GenBank genome assembly. NCBI's taxonomy places the organism in Eukaryota, Fungi, Glomeromycota, Glomeromycetes, Diversisporales, Gigasporaceae.
AUGGCGGGUUCCGAGCUUUCUACUCCUGAAUUAUAUGCAGCAAGAUUAGUGGAUCCACAUAUAUGUAUGGGCAACAUUAGCUUUAUUUUAAGUUCAGACAUACUUGAUUUCCUUCUUGAGCACUCUGUCGAAGUAUAUCAAAAUGCAGAUUAUAAUCGUUUUCUCCAAGCUUUGAUGCCUGUUUUAACAAAAAUGCUGACAGACGAACAGCCCGUUUUCGAUAGCAAUUCCGAAGAACAG